Molecule: messenger RNA, 2518 nt
Organism: Bombus impatiens (common eastern bumble bee)
Lineage: Eukaryota; Metazoa; Arthropoda; Insecta; Hymenoptera; Apidae
Product: protein tramtrack, beta isoform
Exons: 7
Coding region: 301-2019 (572 amino acids)
Biological process (GO): regulation of transcription by RNA polymerase II
Cellular component (GO): nucleus
Molecular function (GO): protein binding
Source: RefSeq, a predicted model, not a curated record
UAAGGCAGCCUGUCCGGCAAAAGUGAUCACGCUCGUUACCUAAAUAUCGAUUCAUCUCGAUUCAGAUCCAGAAUCGCGAUUAGAUUCAUAGAAUAAACGAUAGAGUUCUUACCGUUCCUUUUUUUUCUCUGUACUCGUUACUUUCUCAAUUUAUGUAUGUAUAAUGUACAUAUAUAUAACUGUACUUUGAACGUUCCUACGAAUUUUGUGAUAGAAUUACGCAUCGACAACACGUCAGUGUCACGAAAAAUAGGCCGUUGAGAGUUUACAGUACUUAGCACCGGGGAAAAUAAAAAAAGAAUGAGCAGGAUGCCACAACGCGUGAAAAGUGCGUCCAACGUAAACAAAACGCAGAUCAAGGAAGAAGCUUCCACAUCGUCCGUUCUUGCUGGGAAUUCUAGCGAUGAUGAUCCGAACGUAGCCGAAGUUGUACUAUCGAAUAAAGGCGGGCCAAAAUUAAUUCACCACGGUUACAUGUAUACAUUGCACAAGAAGCAACCGUACAAUAUCCGAUGGAGAUGUGUUCGCAGAACUAUGCAUUGUAGAGGCAGUCUUAUCACUACCACGAGUUGGACGAAGCCAAGGGUGCGUAUGGAGCACAAUCAUAAGCCAGACUUCGCGGCCGCUCAGAUUGCCAGGAAACGAUACUUGGCUCUUGGCAAACCUAGCGUGUUAACAAACGUAGAGGGAAAUACUGUCAAGUCUAUGAACGUACCACAACGAGUGCUUCACAAGGAGAAUAAUGUACCAGAACAGAAAGGUAGGAGACCGAAGACGCGAGCUACAGCCAGGAAAAUACUACAAUCACCUCAGACCAAUUCAACAGGCAAGACUAUAAGAAUAGCAGCGCAGUCCUUGGUAAGAUCUCAUAUUAGAAAUAUUGCACCAGCACCUAUAUCAGAGCAACAACAGCAACAGCAACAACGACAACCAAAGACUCUUGUGUUAAAAACAAUACCCUUAAAAGUAAAGCAGGUUGCACCUACGACCAUUAAAAUGCCACCCCGACAGAUAAAUCAGGGAGUGCCUCAUAAUAUCGUACACCAACAGCCUACAGAGGUUUGUUUAAGAUGGAACAGUUAUCACAGCAACAUGCAGAACAGUUUCCCAUCUUUAUUGGAUUCUGAACAGUUCGUCGAUGUCACCCUGGCCUGCGAAGGCCGCUCGUUGAAAUGUCAUAAAAUGAUACUGUCAGCAUGCAGUGAUUAUCUCGCUGAUCUAUUACGCGAAAACCCAUGUCAGCAUCCAAUCAUUUUAAUGAAGGAUCUUAAAUUUUGGGAGGUAGAAGCACUAGUCAAAUUCAUGUACCGCGGAGAAGUAAACGUCGCCCACGAUAAACUGCCACAAUUGUUGAACGCAGCUGAGGCUUUACAAGUAAAAGGAUUAGCCGGUCCAAAUCCUUCUUCACGGAAUCCAAAGCCACCUUUACUUAUUCCGCAAUCGAAACCGGUAGUAUCUCAACAAGUUCCUCGAGGCGCUUCAGAGACCAAAGAGAAACCUUCCACUUCUGGAGUUUCUACGCCUUCUAGUCCUAAACGCGCGCAAAAACGACAACACUCGGAACCAAUCGAGCCAAAACCCUUUACAAAGAUACGCUUACAACGACCUGUUACACCGUCACAGAUUACUACGGUUAAGUUGGAACCCCUAGAUAUCCCUCUCAGUCCUACGGAAAUGUUCUCCGAAAAUAACGAGGACAGUUCAAAUCCGUCGAAUUUUGACAAAAUCAUGAGUUUACACGAGGAAGAUGAUCCAGGUGGCAACGAGGCUACCGAUGGCGAAAGAGAAAUUCAUUUCUGCGAGAUACCUGACCCACCCGAUAUAAACGAUAGCGAGGAUCAAAUGGAAUUUGUACCUACGGACUUUUUAGAACAAGAACAAGACAUAGUCGAAGAAACAGAUACAGCCUCGAACAAAGAUUGCAAAGAAGAAGAAUCUAGGGAGGAUUAUAGUUCUGUUGAACUCGAGAUCGGUGAAGGAGACGGAGUCGAAUGUUCAAAAGAAAAGAAGCCGGUUUAGUGAGAUGUUCUGAAUUCAGUAUUUGGUUUGUUUGACGGAAAUGGAGUAAGAUCGUCGUUUCGGAUUUUUAACAAAUUCUUGGAAUUAUCCAGUAUUGCCACGAGACUUUUAUUUUGUUAAUCAAGUAUUGAUUUCAAUGGUUUCCUCUUUUCUUCGAAAUUAAUACAAGAGAGAAUAAUGUAUAUAUACAUAUAUCUAUAUAUUAUUUUUGUGAUAGUGUUUUAUGAAAUCUAUCGUCGCAUUAAAUCAUUAUGCAAUAUAUGCAAUUUUAACUUUAUUUGUGUUUAAUCAGACGGAACGCAACAUGAAGUUAUACAUAUAUCGAGAUUUUACCGUUUGUUCUCAGAGUAAUAUGACAAAUAUUUCAUCGACAUUGUAAAUAGAACGUAAACGAUAAAAAGUAAAACUAUUUUUAUCACUUACCGUAUGAAUCGUAGCGGCUACGUAUACCUUUCGAGUAUUUUCUUCAAGUUCACUGUUCGAAACUGAUAUUUCUAUA